AUGGCUUCCACAAGUAGUAGCAUUCUAGUUGCUUGCUUGAUGGCAAUGAUGGUGCUUCUGGUAGUCGCUACUGAUGAUAAAACUCCAACCAUCUGCAACGUUGGGAUUUCCGAGCUUGCAGAAUGUCUCCCAGCAAUCACUGGUGACAAACCAUCUUGGCCAACAAAAAGAUGUUGCAAAGUGAUGCGCAAGGUUAACUUGCCAUGUCUCUGUGACUACAAGGAUAAGUUUCUUCAAUAUGGAAUCAGCCCACAAAAUGCCAUGGCACUGCCCAACAAAUGUGGUCUGACACUCCCAGUGCAGUGUGGAGGCAAAUAUUAA
Daucus carota subsp. sativus is the source of this 321-nucleotide messenger RNA. Its product is annotated as putative lipid-transfer protein DIR1. The record is from RefSeq and is a predicted model, not a curated record. Gene Ontology annotation, molecular function: fatty acid binding. The transcript has a single exon. NCBI's taxonomy places the organism in Eukaryota, Viridiplantae, Streptophyta, Magnoliopsida, Apiales, Apiaceae. Gene Ontology annotation, biological process: systemic acquired resistance. Bases 1 to 321 code for a protein of 106 amino acids.